This is a messenger RNA of Penicillium atrosanguineum, 1785 nucleotides long. Its product is annotated as Ytp1 family protein. The transcript is spliced from 3 exons. NCBI's taxonomy places the organism in Eukaryota, Fungi, Ascomycota, Eurotiomycetes, Eurotiales, Aspergillaceae. The record is from RefSeq and is a predicted model, not a curated record. The coding region runs from base 1 to 1785 and encodes 594 amino acids.
AUGCGGUUGUUAAAUCAAGCUGCCUACGCGGCGCUUUUCCUCGCGUCGCUUGCGAUCGCUCACGGAAAUGAUGAAUCAAUGGACAUGGGUAUGGAUAUGGGAACGAGCAUGGAUAUGCACGCAACCACCAGUGCAGCUUCCCCGGCAGCAUCCGUCUCACAGGAUGCCCAAGGCGAAGGUCCCAUGAGCUACUUCGCCUAUGGCAAGCACUCGAGCACCAUCCUGGCGCACAUUGCGCUCAUGAUCCUAGGCUGGUGCUUUGUUCUUCCUGCAGCCGUCAUGCUCAGCAUUGGGCGCUCGCGACUUGCGCUCCCGUCGCAGUUCCUGUUCCUAGUCUUUAAUGCCUUCGGCCUGCUCUUCGGAACUAUCUACAAUAGUCAAACCCCCGAUCUGUACGAGAACAAUGCCCACCACAAAAUUGGCUGGAUUGUGACAUGGGUCAUCAGCGUGCAGGUCAUUCUGGCCUUAAUCUUCGCGUAUGCCGGUCGUGGUGAGUCCAAGCAGUCGCGGUCGGACUCGUUUGAGCGUGCCGCGUUCCUCCCCGUCGCUACGGAUGAGCAUGACUGUCCCUACCCAACUGGAACUGGUGCUAUGCACGAGUACCGCUGGUCCCGCGAUAGUGGCCAGGGCACCGAACCCGGCUCUUCUAUCCACAGCCCUUCAUCGCCGUCUUUUGACUCACAAGCCGAGUAUGAGGGCUUUGAGAAGCCCGACGAGCUUCCUCCGAGGCCUUCCAGCCCGCGUGGCUGGUUCCACAGUUCUAUUAUCGAUCGAUUCCUCUCAAAACGCGUACCCGGAAUAGUCUCGAAUCGUGUCCUGCGUAUUUCCAAUGGAGUCUACAAUGUGAUUGAUCGGAUUAUCCUUCCCUUUGGUUUCAUUGCCAUUGCCACUGGAGCUGUCACUUAUGGUGGUAUCUUCCGAGCUAUUGAGAUCUUCAACGGCUUGGCGCACUUUAUUAAAGGUGGAAUCUUUUUCUGGUACGGUGUUCUUACUCUCGGACGCUUCAUCGGAGCUUGGGCGGACCUAGGCUGGGCAUGGAACAAAAAGCCUCCGGCCUCUGUUGUCGGCUGGAAAGCAAAGGUUCCUUCGGGCGAGUUCGUGGAGUCCUUCGUUAUCUGGUUGUAUGGUGUCACCAAUAUCUUCCUUGAGCACCUGUCCCGUUGGGGUCAAGAGUGGUCUGCGACUGAUAUGGAGCACGUUUCGAUCUCGAUCAUGUUCUUCGGUGGUGGUCUCGUUGGCAUGCUUUUCGAAUCCCAGCGUAUUCGCGAUGCGCUUAAUAACACCCUACUUCGAUCUCCUGCCCAUGGCUCCCACGAUGAGGAAUGGCAACCUCCCAAGUCACAAGGUGUUCCACUCAACCCGAUGCCGGCUCUGGUUAUCCUGCUUCUGGGUAUGAUGAUGGGAUCGCACCACCAGGAGAGCAUGACUUCAACUAUGGUGCACAAGCAGUGGGGUAAUAUGCUAGUCGGAUUCGCGAUUGCUCGCGGAAUGACCUAUGUCUUGUUGUUCUUGCGCCCGCCAACCUCGUACCUUCCGGCUCGCCCUCCCACUGAGAUCGUGGCUGGAUUCUGUCUCAUGUCUGGUGGGCUCAUCUUCAUGCUGAGUACCCGCCAAGUUAUCGAAGCUAUGGAGUUCUACGAACUGGACGCCAUGUUCACCUUCACUCUCGGCAUGGGCUUCACAGCCUUCAUCAUGUCCCUGGUAAUCUUGAACAUCGCGAUCAAGGCGUGGGCGGUGAAGCGCGAGCAGCGCCCGCAGCUAAAUGGAAGCUUCCGCUUCCCAUGA